UUAGGUUGUGUAUCUUUCUUCCUUCUUUAGGAAGGCCUGGGUUGCUAUAUACCGAAGUAAUGUAUUUAAAUACGUAAUGCCUGGAUGGGCUGGGCAGCCCUGUCUGCAGGCUGGGCCUGGACUUAGCCCCUGCAAGGGCUGUGCUUUUGGUGGGAAGAACUCCGAGGAGGGUCCACAGCAGCUGGGAAAUGCUGAGCGUCUUGAACUGGUGCGUGGUCUUGAGCGAGUGGGAUUAGGGUGUGGGCUCAGGCAACGUAGGCGGCUCCUGUGAGGAGGCCGGAGACACAAGAAGUCCUUGGCCUGUUCUUUACGGGCCAAGCGCCUGAGAGUGGCAGGGCUCCCAGCCCCACCCUGCCUGCUAAGUGGGGACCCCACAGGGCUGACGUGGCCCCACCGAGAGCCCCUCACCCGCACAGGGUCUGCAGGCUCACGUGCACUGCUCCUGGAAGCAGGACAGAGUGCUGUCCACCCCGGGCUCAGCCGGCAUCCAGAGUGCGGGAGAGGAGCCAGCUUCUGCCGGGGAGUCGGGAUGGUGGCAGGAAGGCUCAGAAGCCGCAGGAAACGGCUGCCCCAGCGAGAACUUGGGCCGACCGUGGCUCUCUGCUGGGUGAGGGCGCUGCUGGCAGACGGCGGGCUGGAUGCUGUGCUGCCCUGACCCGUGUGCGGCUUUUGUUGGCUUGGGCAGUUCUGGGGUCUCUUCCACUCAGGCACCCUUUCCUGCAGUCCUGGGCCAUGUCCCCAGCCGUGUCUUUGAUGAUUUUCUGUUCUCUCUGUGGGUGCCUGCUGUUGACAUAUUAGAGCAUUUCCUCUCCCGUUAGGAGGUGAAUGUCCUGAGAGCGGGACAUCUUGCCUGUUUUCAUUCUCCGUGCCCUCAGCAGGCCCCGACACACAGGGUGGGCACACAGACACCGUUGGGAUCCCUGCAGCAGGUGACUGAAGCCUGCAGGGUCUUCACGGGUGACCAGGGUCCCGGGACUGUGCUGUCCCAAAAGAUCAGGGCUGGAGGGCAGACAUGGUUUGUUUGAUGACAACCGAAUGAGAAGGGGCUUUCAGAAUCCCGGACGUGACCCCGGCACAGAGGAUGCCAAGACGGCAGCCCCACGGAUCUGGCGUCGACGAGGGCCUUCGCUGAGCUCAGCCGGUUGUGGCUCUCAACGGACGGAGGGACUUGCAGACGUGCAGGCUGAACAGCUAAACGGAGCGAAAAAGCACACGCAUCUUACAGAUACAGAGCUCACGGCCUUGGUGGAUGAGACUAGCAUGUUACGAAGGUGUAGGAACCAUGUGUCUUCUCCAAUUCAAGGAGUGAAGCCCUCAACCCGUGAGUCUCCACACAGAUAAGGAAGAAAGGAGACGGGGACACAGCUGAAUUCAAGUGAACCUUGGUGGCAGUCUGCCUGAAGAUGCCUUCCUGGGUUCCUCCCACACGUUCCGAGAGAAAACGCGGAAAUAAGCCAGCAGCACCUCCACGGCUGCCUCCCUCUGGCCCGUGUCAUCAGGGAGCAGCGUGCUGCUGCUGAGGCCACGGACGACAGAGGAGGUGUCCCACAUCCUCAGGCACUGUCACGAGAGGAACCUGGCCGUGAACCCGCAGGGGGGAAACACAGGCAUGGUCGGGGGCAGCGUGCCCGUCUUCGAUGAGGUCAUCUUGUCCACCGCCCUGAUGAACCAGGUCAUCAGCUUCCACGACAUGUCCGGGACCCUGGUGUGCCAGGCGGGCUGUGUCCUGGAGGAUCUCAGCCGUCACGUGGAGGAGAGGGGCUUCGUCAUGCCCCUGGACCUGGGGGCCAAGGGCAGCUGCCACAUCGGGGGAAAUGUGGCCACCAAUGCAGGUGGCCUGCGGUUUCUGCGCUACGGCUCACUUCAUGGGACCGUCCUGGGCCUGGAAGCGGUUCUCGCGGACGGCACGGUCCUGAACUGCCUGAGCACCCUGCGGAAGGACAACACGGGCUACGAUCUGAAGCAGCUCUUCAUCGGGUCCGAGGGCACGCUGGGGGUCAUCACGGCCGUGUCCAUCUUGUGUCCGCCCAAGCCCAGGGCUGUGAGCGUGGCUUUCCUCGGUUGUCCGGGCUUCUCUGAGGUCCUGCAGACCUUCAGCACCUGCAAGGGGCUGCUGGGUGAGAUCCUGUCCGCGUACGAGUUCAUGGAUGCCGAGUGCAUGUGGCUGGUCACGCGUCACCUUCGCCUCACCAGCCCGGUGCAAGAGAGUCCCUUCUAUGUUCUGAUCGAGACCUCAGGCUCCAGAGCAGGCCAUGAUGCUGAGAAGCUGAAUGACUUCCUGGAGCAGGUGCUGAGCUCUGGCCUGGUGACGGAUGGGACCGUGGCCACAGACCACAUGAAAGUUAAGGCGCUGUGGGCCCUCAGGGAGAGGAUCUCGGAGGCGCUGAGCCGGGAUGGCUACGUGUACAAGUACGACCUAUCCCUGCCCACCGAGAGGCUCUACGACCUUGUGACUGACCUGCGCGCGCGCCUCGGCCCGCGGGCCAAGCACGUGGUGGGCUACGGCCACCUGGGGGAUGGGAACCUGCACCUCAACGUGACGUCAGAGGCCUUCAGCCCUUCGGUGCUGGGCGCCCUGGAGCCCUAUGUGUACGAGUGGACGGCCGAGCAGCAGGGCAGCGUCAGCGCAGAGCACGGCCUGGGCUUCAAGAAGAGGGGCGUCCUCGGCUACAGCAAGCCGCCCGAGGCCCUGCACCUCAUGCAGCAGCUCAAGGCCCUCUUGGACCCCAAGGGCAUCCUGAACCCCUACAAGACGCUACCUGCCCAGGCCUGAGGGGGCCUGCCGGGGCCAGUGGGAGACACGGGAGGGGCCUUGGUCCUGUCCUGGUCUUGCUGUCCUGGUCGCAGUGGGCCUGCCGGGCUGGCUGGGGGCGGGGUGGGAGCGGGUCCCUCCCGGCUGUGCUGCUCAGCCUCUGUGCGGGCGCCCUCCAGCCCUCUGCAGGUUGGGAGACGGCCUCCUGCUGCACGUGCCGGGCAGGCCGGUGGGAGAGCAGUUCUGCCCACUCCGGAGACCGGCUGCAGCCGUGGGAGGGGACGUGGGUGGUCCUGUCCCCCAUGUGGCGUGAGCCCCCGGCAGAGGUGAUGAGCUCUGUGUGGGGUCCAUCCCGGGUCACCAGGGUCACCUUUGAGCCAGAGUGACAGGGAUGGUCUCCACCCUGGAAGGCAUCGUUCCUCCAUUUUCUGGAAGGUCUGUGCAUUGGCAAGACCGUUGUCAGAGGUCAGCCAUUAGUUUUUCGUCUCGGUGGUUUGCUGUGACGUGUCUGGUCUUCUGCAUCAAAGGUCGGUGAGGCCAGGGGCCAGGCCCGGGCACGCUGCUUCUGCGGCCCUGGCCUGCUAGUUGCUGUUGCCCUGGGGCCUCCUGGGGCUGUGGAGGUCUGAGGUUGGGUAUGUUUUCGCUUUCUGGCCGUCAUGAACUUCCAGUAAAAAUGGGAAUUAAUCACGACA
Lynx canadensis (Canada lynx) is the source of this 3444-nucleotide messenger RNA. It is a transcript of the gene D2HGDH, whose product is annotated as D-2-hydroxyglutarate dehydrogenase. The transcript has 10 exons. Gene Ontology annotation, molecular function: FAD binding; catalytic activity. The record is from RefSeq and is a predicted model, not a curated record. Gene Ontology annotation, cellular component: mitochondrion. Lineage: Eukaryota; Metazoa; Chordata; Mammalia; Carnivora; Felidae. The coding region runs from base 1610 to 2773 and encodes 387 amino acids.